AUGCGUUUCUCCGUCAUCCUCACCGGCACCUUCGCUGCCGUUGCCAUGGGCCAGUCCUCUGGUGCUUCCAGCAGCGGUACUCCCACCACUGCUUCUGCCCCAACCCCCGUGGGCAUGACUCCCCAGCAGUCAUCUGCCCUUGCUUGCCUGGAGAAGUGCAGCGCCUCGGAUGUCAACUGCAGGGCUGCCUGCAACGGCGUUCCUUUCCCCAACGACGGACAGGUCAACUCCACCACACAGUGCGUGGCUGACUGCUCCAAGCAGUACGGCAACGGUACCGAGGCCGACAACGCCAGGUUCAUCAAGUGCUCGGGUGACUGCAUUGGCAAGAACUACUGGAGCCCCAGCAGCGGUACCCCCAACCCUACCGGCAGCUCGGGCAGCAGCAGCAACAACAACGGCGGUAGCUCAACCUCGGCCAGCAAGACCAACGGUGGAUCCACCCCCACCGGCACCGGUUCGAGCUCGUCUGCCACGGGCUCUAGCGCUGCCGACGCCCUCCGCAUCGGCUCUUCCAUUGCUGGUGUUGUCGGCUUCAUGGCUGCUCUCCUGGCCAUGUAA
Pyricularia pennisetigena is the source of this 561-nucleotide messenger RNA. RefSeq lists its product as uncharacterized. The record is from RefSeq and is a predicted model, not a curated record. NCBI's taxonomy places the organism in Eukaryota, Fungi, Ascomycota, Sordariomycetes, Magnaporthales, Pyriculariaceae. The transcript is spliced from 2 exons. Bases 1 to 561 code for a protein of 186 amino acids.